CUGUUUCAGCCCGGAUAGAUUUCCAACCGGACCUACAAGGAGUCGGGAGUGCCGAUCGGAUUGGCAACACGCUGCGAAACCAACCGUCAGCUGCGUGGAAACUAACCUCGUGAAGCAGAUAUGCCCAAGAAGAAAACCGGUGCCCGGAAAAAGGCCGAGAGUCGUAAAGAGCGAGAGAAGCAGACCAGAGCCAAUCGAGAUGUCAUCGAUGUGGCCAAACACCCCUGCAACUUCAACAUGGACUGCGACAAAUGCCAGAGAAAACAGAAGAACAGAGCUUUCUGCUAUUUCUGUAAUUCAGUGCAGAAGCUGCCUACCUGUGCGCAGUGCGGCAAAACCAAGUGCAUGAAGUCAUCAGAUUGUGUCAUCAAACAUCCUGGGGUCCACAGCACUGGAAUGGCCAUGGUGGGAGCAGUAUGUGACUUCUGUGAAGCUUGGGUGUGCCACGGCAGGAAAUGUCUGAGCACUCACUCUUGUGUGUGUCCUCUGACUGAUGCAGACUGCAUAGAGUGUGACCGUGCUGUGUGGGAUCAUGGAGGGCGAAUCUUCCGCUGUUCCUUUUGCGACAACUUCUUGUGUGAGGAUGAUCAGUUUGAGCACCAGGCGAGCUGCCAGGUCCUCCAGUCGGAAACAUACAAAUGUGUGUCUUGUAAUCGACUGGGUCAAUACUCCUGCCUGCGCUGUAAGGCCUGUUACUGUGACGACCACGCCAAGAGUAAGGUCUUCAAGCAGGAAAAAGGCAAAAACCCGCCAUGUCCUAAGUGUGGUCACGAGACCCAGGAGACCAAAGACCUCAGCAUGUCCACUCGCACGCUGAAAUACGGCCGCCAGGUCGGCGUCGAGGACAACGAGGUGGACGACGGAGCCUCAGGCUACGACGCCUACUGGAAGAAUCUGGCAUCGGGGGGCGGCCAUCCGGACAACUGUGCAGAGAAAGACGACUAUGACGAAGACGAUGACGACAAUGACGACGAGGACGACGAUGACGAGGAGGAGGAGGAGGAAGGUGAAGAGGAAAAAGCUGCUGAUUCUGUGGCUGCGCUUAAACUGGACGGGGCUGCCUGAGCCGAGAGCCGUCGGUCAUCACGAGGCUCAGCGGAGGGAGGGACUUACUUUAAGAAUCCAGCUACAGCUGGAUCCGUCAUAGUUCAGAUGCUCAGAGGAAGAUCUGUUUUUCUACAAAACACACUCACGCAGCCGCACAAGACCUAUGAGCAUCAUGUAAAUUGUCUCAUAAAACAAUAAAUACACAUCGUGAAUCAGACCAGACAUUUAAAAGAAUUCUGAAAAAUAUUGAGUUUCUAUAAGCGUCCCUCGAGACAGGUAGUUUAGUCCUUGUUACAUUCAGGGCUGGAUUAAUGCACCUGGACGACCCAGGGCCAUAAUUAGCAUGAGGUAAAUUCCCAUAUAAAAUGUUUCCGUGAAUGACUUUCAACACAUAAACACAAGAAUCUCCUGGAUAACGUAACAAUGCUACACAUUUGUUAUGAUCAUCUGAUGUGAUUAUUUAAACUUUGUUUUGAAGAUAUUCUGUUCAGUUUGGUGCGGUAGACGGCUCUAAAUACUACAAUACCCAUGAGCCUCAGUUGAAUUGUUGCAUCUGUAAACCAAAAAUGUUGCUGUAGCUGCCAAAAUGAUCCUGGACCAAAAAGCUUAAAGUGAUUUUAUUUGUGCUGCAGUUUGGUCACCGUCGUUCUUAUCGGCACAUAACAGGAUUUUAUGGCCAGUGAACAUUUUAUUCUUCCAGAAAUGCACCUUGGGAGGUGAACUUCUCGACUUCCGUUAGUCAUGCUUACAGGCUUGUUUCUACUGGUGAUCUUUUUUAAUGUUAUGGCUUUUGUUUUUACACUUGGGGCAUGAAAUAACCCCGCCCAUUGUGCAUCUCAACGACGUCAUCAUCCAGUUUAAGCCCUUCAUAAUUUGAGUUAAUAUUGUUACUUUAGUAGAGUAUAUCCUCGAAUUGGCAGUGAAUGCGCGAGGUUGGGGAUCCAGCCCGGGUCACGGUCUGAAAUAGAACGUUUUAUUCAAGAUGUCUUUACUGCUUAACAAGUGUUGAUCUGCUGAGCAAUUAUUCUGAAUGUUCUGGUAAUUGGUUUGGGUUUACUCCUCGAUGUAACCCAGAGUUUAUCCAAACAACUUGUCAUGUUGCCCUGGUCUUGUAAUCAGCUGCAUUUGUGGAGACACAUUAGUGUGGAAUAAAGAAUAAAGAAACCAAA
Molecule: messenger RNA, 2216 nt
Organism: Pseudoliparis swirei
Lineage: Eukaryota; Metazoa; Chordata; Actinopteri; Perciformes; Liparidae
Gene: noazfp
Product: zinc finger protein 330
Exons: 10
Coding region: 121-1065 (314 amino acids)
Cellular component (GO): nucleus
Molecular function (GO): zinc ion binding
Source: RefSeq, a predicted model, not a curated record